AGUGACUUUGGCGUUGCCAGACUGUUGAAUGCUGUCACAACAGCGUUAGCUAUUUGAUUAUUAUUAUUGUUUGGUUAUUUACAUAUUAUUAAUAAUAAUUUGCUAUACAAAUUAGUGAUUACAAAAUCUCACUACUUUAAAUAGCUUAUUUUUUGUUUAUUUAGAUUAUUAUUGGCAAUCGCAUUAAACUAUUAAUUUCAGCGUUGCCACCUAACUCAAUUCCGCAAUUUAACACUUACUUUUGUCAUGCGUCACGAUACCUGCCUUAAGUAACAGGUAUCUUUCACAGCAUGUGCAAUUCCUCGCACAAAUGGAGAACCUGGCGACAAAGAAAAACUGGACAGAAGAGGAACGUUUAGAGCUGGCAGCUCAAUUAGAUGCACAGCUUGAUGAGUUCAUUGAUGGCCUGGAGAAGAAACGCUAUGAGGAGGGAUGGCCAGAGGAUCGCUGGCAGGAGGAAAUGGACAAACAUCCGUUCUUCAUGAAGAAAGCACCACAGCCAGGUGACGAAGUGCAUCCCAUGUUUGAAGGCUUGCAAAAGCUCAAAUACGAUCCGGAGGAGAAUACACUGGAUGAGCUGGCGCUCAACUACAAGGAGGAUGGCAACUUUUACAUGAAACACAAGAAAUUCCGCAUGGCCGUCUAUUCAUUUACGGAGGGCAUUAAAACCAAGUGCGAAAAUCCCGAUGUGCUCGCCGUGCUCUACAACAAUCGUUCAGCUGCCCAUUUCUUCAUUAAGAAUCAUCGUUCCGCGUUGAGUGAUGCACAGCGCGCCUUGUUUUACAAGCCGGAUUAUAACAAGGCUCGCUGGCGAGCUGCUCAAUGUGCCUACGAGCUGGACAAGUUUGAUGUGUGCAGCCAGAUGUGCGAGGAGCUGCUCGAGGUGGACAUCGAUCAUAAGGAUGCCAAGGCGCUGCUGCACAAGAACAAAAUGAAAAAGAUGGACACGGAACGCAAUCAACGCAAGGAGGCUGCCGAAUCCAAGCGUCGACUUGCGCGCUUCCACAAGCUGCGCGAUGCUCUGACGCAGCGUGCCAUUAAAUUCGAUGAUCAACCCAUCAAUAAGCGAACAAAUAUAACCGAUGAACUGUUGCGCCCCAAGUUUUUGCCCCUGGAAGACUAUCCCGUGCAUUUGGAUGAAGAUGAGAGUACUUUAAUUUGGCCCACUGCCUUCUCCUAUCCGGAAUUUCUGCUCACCGAUUUUCAGCAACAAUUGCCGGAGACGGCAACGAUGAUGGAUUGCCUGAUUACGCUCUUUGAAGAGCCGCUUCCCGCUGAUAAGAUGUCAAGCUAUCGUCCGGAUAAGGUUAAUGUCUACUAUGAGAAUCGCAAGGCGGGCUGCGCUCACAAGGUAAACCCCAAAAGCACGCUGCGGGAGAUUAUCAACGAGAAGGGUUUUUUUGUGUCCGGCGGCGCUUUGCUCUUCUAUGUGGUGCCAAAGGGCACGCGAGUGGAGCAGGAGUUCAUAAAUCAACAGAGACGUCCCCAAGUCUACAGUUGAGUUUGAGUUUAAUUUUAAAAAAAUUACAAUCGUUUUUUUUUUACAUAAACAAAGCAUUGGUUAAUUUUAUUGUUAUUAUUGACUUUAUGCGUAGUAUAUGUAUAUAUAUAUAUAUAAUUAUAAAGUUUAUAUCUAUAGUCACGGUACAAUUGAGCUUUGGUUGCGCUAAAAUAGAAGCUGUUUUCAAAUAUCCAUAGUUUUACAAUGAAUAUAUAUAUAUCCUUGCAGCAGAAGCUAAACAUUUUUAAAUGCUCUAAUAAACGCUUUUUUUUAUAUAUAUGUAUAUUAUUUGGACGUUUUUUGUAUUUUAUAGCUAAUUUUUGAAUAAUACUGCAAGAAUAUAAAAUAUAUUCAUUUCCAUUUUCUAACUAAUUUAGUUUUAUAAUUUUUUGUUGAUAUGUUCUUAGGCGUUGGCAGAUUUUUUUGCAAAAGCCAAAAAAGCGAUUCACAGAUUUAUAAGCAUUUUGCCAACAGAGUUUAAAACAUUAAUUUAACUUAAUUAAUUUGCAUACAAUUAAAUACAUUUAAGUCGAUUAAAGCAUUGCCGUCCAAGCUGCGUACAACAUUUUGUUGCAAACUUGUUUCAAAUUUCGAUUUCUAAGUGAGCCAAAAGCGAGCGCAAAAUCUUCUCAUUUGAUUUAAGUGAAACGCUGAAGCUCAAAGAAGCUCAUAAGAAGCUGCCUUAAUAACUAAAAUAAGAUAAUAUUAGUUUGGUUUCGUGUAAAACUCGUCAACAAUAGUUUUGUCUUUUGUAUAAUUUGUGUGUAUAUGUAUUAAUAAAAGCGUUUCUUGAUUUCUCACGAUAA
Molecule: messenger RNA, 2307 nt
Organism: Drosophila grimshawi
Lineage: Eukaryota; Metazoa; Arthropoda; Insecta; Diptera; Drosophilidae
Gene: Dpit47
Product: DNA polymerase interacting tetratricopeptide repeat-containing, protein of 47 kDa
Exons: 2
Coding region: 311-1501 (396 amino acids)
Molecular function (GO): Hsp90 protein binding
Source: RefSeq, a predicted model, not a curated record